AUGGUCGAUCUGAUGGAAUCUGGCGGAUUCUCGUUGCGAAAGUGGCACUCAAACUCCCGAGACAUCCUGCUCAACGUCCCGGAACAUCUUCGCGAUGAACGAACUCUGCUAGAACUGGACACGUCUGACGCAACCGUCAAGACGCUCGGGCUCGUCUGGGAGCCCAGUACGGACUGUUUCCGUUUCAGAUCGCCAAAGUGGAACGACGUUGCCGUGAUCACGAAGCGUGUCGUGGCCUCAGACAUGGCCAUGAUCUUCGACCCGUACGGGCUGAUCGGUCCUGUCGUCGUCCAAGCGAAAAUCUUCGUGCAGAAGCUGUGGCGCAUGGAACUGGACUGGGACGCCGCUCUGCCAGAAGAUUUGCAGGAGUACUGGCGAGAAUACCGCAGAAAUCUAGCCGGUCUAGACAGCCUGUCGAUACCCCGCUGGAUUGGCACAGGUGCAGAUGACCAGAAUGUGCAGCUUCACGGGUUCUGCGACGCUUCAGUCAACGCUUACGGUGCGUGCAUCUACAUCCGAACCGUUUCGGCCAACGGCGACGUCACCGUCCGCUUGCUGACCUCCAAAUCCCGCAUCGCACCGCUCGAGAACCCGAAGAAGAAGAAGCGUAAGCAGUCGAUUCCCCGCUUGGAGCUGGCGUCCGCUCUGCUGCUGGCGCAUCUGUACGAGAAAGUGGCCAACGCCAUCAACUUCCGAGGAAAAGCGUUCUUCUGGACGGAUUCCAUGAUCGUACGCUGCUGGCUUGCGUCACUGCCGUCCAGAUGGAACCAGUUCGUGGCCAACCGUGUGUCCGAGAUUCAACACCUGACAGAGAGCGGAUCUUGGGACCAUGUGCCCGGAAUAGAGAACCCAGCUGACAUCAUUUCUCGCGGCAUGACACCGAUGCAGCUGCAGUACUCAAAGCUCUGGUUCAACGGUCCUUAUUGGCUGAAUCUCGACCACCAACACUGGCCGCACGCUCAAGUGCCGAACGCAGCAGACUUCGACCACGAAGAACUGGAGGAACACAACGCUGUCGCUGCAGUUGCACGUGACACCGAGCCCUGCAAACUGUUCACAGCGAAUUCGUCGUACACCGUGACAAUACGGACGACCGCUGUAAUCUGCCGCUUCUGUUUCAACAGCCGUGCGAAGCUGGUGCGCCUCGCUCAACGAGAAUGCUUCCCGGAAGAGUACGAUGCUUUGUCCAGAGAUCGCGCGAUUCCAAGCAACUCCUGCAUUGCUGCGCUGAACCCAAGAAUCGUCGAUGGAAUCCUGUGCGUCGGCGGCCGGUUGCAGCACGCCGCAGUCUCGGACAGCCGGAAGCAUCCGUACAUCCUCGACCAUCGUCAUCCGUUCACGAAGCUUAUCGUCGCGUACCCGCAGCGCCGAGCUCGCCCAGUGAAGUGCUUCGUUGCCAUCUUCGUCUGCCUGGUCACCAAAGCUGUUCACCUAGAACUAGCAGCAGACCUAACGACGCAGGCAUUUCUGGCGGCCCUCAAACGGUUCACUGCCCGGCGUGGCAAACCAAAGCUGGUUAUGUGCGACAACGCCAAGAACUUCGUCGGCGCAAGACGUGAGCUGAGCGAACUCGCCAAGCUGUUCCUAAGUCAGCAGUUCGAAGAGGAGAUUAUCCGCGAAACAGCGAUCGACAACAUCGAGUUCAAGUUCAUUCCCGCUCGCUCGCCGAACUUCGGCGGCCUCUGGGAGUCCGCGGUGAAGAGCUUCAAGUUGCUGUUCAAACGUACGAUCGGGCUGCACACCCUGCUGUACGACGAGUUCCAGACUGUGCUGGUCCAGAUCGAAGCGAUCCUCAACUCGCGACCGCUCACGCCGCUCAGCAACGACCCCGCAGACUUCGAAGCGCUGACCCCAGGACACUUCCUGAUCCAACGUCCACUCACUGCGAUUCCUGAGCCAAACCUCGACCACAUUCCCGAGAACAGAUUGCUACGUGGCUCGGCCUGGCAAACUGUCCAGCGGUACACGCAGCAGCUCUGGAAGAAGUGGUCAAAUCUCUACCUGUCGGACCUGCACAACCGCACGAAGUGGACAAAGCAAAAAGACAACGUUGCUGUAGGAACCAUGGUCCUGCUGAAGGACGAGAAUCUCCCGCCGUUGAAGUGGCAGCUCUGCGCGUUUCCGAUAUCCACCCGGGAGCUGACGGCAAUAUCCGUGUCGUCACGGUGCGCACAAAGGACGGCAGCUAUCAGCGUGCGAUCUCUAAGAUCUGCAUUCUGCCGAUCCGUGACAACCUUUCUACUGCGCAAGGGGAGAACUAGGACUCCUCCAACGGCGGAGGUCGGAAGGCCUCCGCACACCAGUUAA
Molecule: messenger RNA, 2307 nt
Organism: Culex quinquefasciatus (southern house mosquito)
Lineage: Eukaryota; Metazoa; Arthropoda; Insecta; Diptera; Culicidae
Exons: 5
Coding region: 1-2307 (768 amino acids)
Biological process (GO): DNA integration
Molecular function (GO): nucleic acid binding
Source: RefSeq, a predicted model, not a curated record